CGAUGCACAGAAGUGAACGCUCUUGUCAUCCAGUCUCUUUGGUGGAGAGAGACGAGGAAAACAAACACGCAUGAAUAUGGCAAUUAAUCCCUUUUAAUUUACCGUGCAAUUAACCGACUUAUCGCAUAUCACGACAGGCCUAAUUAUGAUUCCCAGUCCCGCCUGCUCCCGUUGACUUUUUUCCCAUCCCGUCCCAAUCACAUCAAGAAUAGUGAAACUGAUUCGUGGGAAUCCCACGGGAAUCACAUGACCCGCGGGACUCCCAGAAAAAGUCAGCCUCUACUACAGAUAUGUGGCUGCUGUUUACCUACAGGCUGAUGUUUUGCCCCACCUUGCAAGUCUGUCUGAAGGGAGAUGGCGUAUUUCAAAAAGCAGACGUCAACUUCCUUCAUAUAAAGGAGAUGGUAUGCUGAAUGUGCACAUUUACUUGAAACAAUUAGUGUGAUAAAAGUCAGUGUGUUUUGAUACAUUGAAAUAGGGGUCCUUUCCAUGUCUGACCAGUAACAGCAGCUAUGUUUUUUUUUUUUGUAGUUUUUUUUUUUUUUUUUUUUAUUUAGGUCCCUGUCACCAUUGAUACUCUGAGGAACAUCAGAGAAGCUCCACUCCCGAGAUCAUUCCUGUCUCGCCUCCACCAGGACCUGGAUAAUCCCUAAGGACCUGGGGCCUUUAACAUUCGGCAUGAGGAGGAGAGGAACAGGAGAGGACAGGGGCAAGGAGAUGUCCAGGAAGCCCCAAGGGGGGGAGCAGUGGGCCAGAUUCCAGCAAGAGGUCAUCCACCCUUACCUAAGUGGCCUGGAAAAAAACCUUCACCUGAGGUUCCAUGACCUGGACAUACUUGGGGCUUUCAGUGUCUUCGGACCUAAAUCGGCUGCUCUGCAAGAUGACUCUGCAAACAUUGCCAAUCUGAAGAUUCUUGCCAGAAAAUUCUGCCCUGAGCAAGAGAAUGAGGUCCUGCAGGAGUGGACAUCAUUUAAGAACCAUGUCCUUACUGGGGCAUUCAAGGACAAGAACCAGGCUGACAUCCUUACUCUGCUGGCAAGUGAGUUCGAUGAGUGGGAUAAUAUCUACCCCUGCCUCAGCCUCCUCGCAGGCAUUGCCUUGGUGAUCCCCGUUUCAAGCAUGAAUUGUGAAAGGGAUUUUUCUACUCUUAAUAGGGUGAAAACAGACCUUAGAAACCACCUGCAAGGAGAACACCUGGCUGCCUGCCUGAGAAUUUCGAUCAAGGGGCCUGACCCCAAGGACUUUCCAUACGAUACGACGAGUAUUUUUUUUAGGAAGCCCCGAAAAAUUCAUUGCCCUGACAAAGGGUGCAAACUGCAGGAAGAAGGGAAACACAGGAUUAACUGUAGGGAGUAAAACUGAUGACUGCAGGCUAUCUGCAAGCUAUCUGUAUAUCUAUUUAUCUAUAUAUCUAUAUCUGGAUAUAUCUAUAUCUCUCUAUAUAUAUCUAUAUAUCUGUAUAUGUAUAUGUAUAUCUCUAUAUCUGUAUAUCAAUAUAUGUAUAUCUAUAUCUGUAUCUGCCUGUAUUCAAUGAAAGUGUUGUAGUUCUAUUCAAACUCCUCGUUUUUCUUGGUCGCACCGCUGCCACCACAAACAGAUUCCUGUCCUGUGGGAAACACUGCCAUGUGCUCAGAUAAAGGAACUAUUCAUAAAUAUUCCCUAUGUACAUUAGGGAUAGGCACUAAUUAUGUUUUCUAAGAGAGAGUGAUCGCAUGAAUUACUCAAGAGGGCAUAAUUUUCUUGUAGAGGGAAAUCUAAUUUUAGGUCACAUUUUAAGGAGCAUGGCAGCAGCAAUAACAAUGCACAGCACUGAUUCUGAUGCAUCAUGCUUAUUUUCAAUUAAAACAAUUACAAUUGCCAUUUAAGAUAAAGAUAUUUUUUACAACUAAACAUUAAAAAAGCAUUAAAUAAUAGCCUGUGGAGAGCCUGGUGUGCCACCCACAGCUCGAAGAAUCCAGGAUUUACAUUGGACUUUGUAUUUUGGAGGCCAAUAUGGCUGCUAAUAUGAAAUAGACAUAUACAUGAACAUAAACAUGUUCAGAUGUAGGUACAGGAUCUGUGAAGUGAGUUUAAUCAGGAUUGCUCAAAAAGUUAGUGAGCUAUGAGUUAUGGCUUAUUUCCCUCCAAGCCCUGCCUUUUGCUAAGUAAUUUUGAUAGAUGGCUGCUUUGUUUUUAGG
Epinephelus lanceolatus (giant grouper) is the source of this 2177-nucleotide messenger RNA. RefSeq lists its product as uncharacterized. The record is from RefSeq and is a predicted model, not a curated record. Gene Ontology annotation, molecular function: protein dimerization activity. Lineage: Eukaryota; Metazoa; Chordata; Actinopteri; Perciformes; Serranidae.